Molecule: messenger RNA, 3595 nt
Organism: Oreochromis niloticus (Nile tilapia)
Lineage: Eukaryota; Metazoa; Chordata; Actinopteri; Cichliformes; Cichlidae
Gene: lsm14aa
Product: LSM14A mRNA processing body assembly factor a
Biological process (GO): cytoplasmic stress granule assembly; P-body assembly
Cellular component (GO): P-body
Molecular function (GO): mRNA binding
Source: RefSeq, a predicted model, not a curated record
AGCAUAGAGAUAGGAGAGGCAGAUUUUCCAUUAGAGCCGCAGCUCUUUGUGUACAGGUGAGCUCGCAGGUCAGGGCAGAGUCCAGCCACGCAAAACUUUUUUGAACACAGAUGUUUUAAUUCAGCUAACGAGGACAAAGACUCUUCGUAAAUAACCCGUAAAAACAAAAGUGGAGUAAAAGAAAACAAAAGGAUCCAGGAAAGACCUGAUCAGAUUCUAUCUAUCAGUCAGAUUUCUCAAUAAUCUGGUCAAUAAAUCCUGCUAAUUUUAUUCCACACAGGUUUACAACUGUGAACUGUCACCAUCCACCACCUCAACAGAUCAAUGCGGCUGUUCCUGCUUCCGUUUUUUAGAGGUGGGCGAGGAGCUCCGGAGGCAGCUGAGAUAGUUCGGGAGGAUAUUUCCUAGAGUUAAAGAUAUCUGACCUGGGAAGAGCUCCCAGGAGAAGGUGGAAACUGGCCGCGCUUCAGACAAACAUUGGAUGGUGAAUAAAUAAAAACAAGAUGACAAUAAAAGAAUAUUAAUAAAAGAUCAAUAAAAUAAAAUUGAUCCUCUAAUUAAGCGUGUUUAUUGGUUUGAUGCUAUGGCAGAGUAGUUCUAUUGUUCCAUAUGAGGGCCAGCAGUUUCCGUCUCUUCUAUCGUCCUCAGAUCUACAGCUGACGAAGCCGUGAAAUAUCGCGAUGCUGUGUAGUAUCGUUAGCCCCCGCGCUCAGAGCCUCAGAUGGAGGAGCAGGUAGCCAUGUUGUAGCCGCGGAGCGCAGUAGAGUCAGCAGACACAGACCACCACCACCCCCCCACCACCCCCGGAGGACGGUUUCUGCUCCGCGUGCACUUCACACAAGAAGCCUGUCCGUUUGUCUGCUAGAAGCUCCCAGUCACGGACAGCACCAUGAGCGGCGGGACCCCCUACCUCGGCAGCAAGAUCAGCCUGAUCUCCAAGGCCGAGAUCCGCUACGAAGGCAUCCUCUACACCAUCGACACCGAGAACUCGACAGUGGCGUUGGCUAAAGUUCGUUCGUUCGGCACUGAAGACCGGCCCACCGACCGGCCAAUUCCGCCUCGGGAUGACACGUUUGAGUACAUCAUCUUCAGAGGCAGCGACAUCAAGGACCUGACUGUGUGCGAGCCACCCAAACCCACCUGCUCGCUGCCCCAGGACCCCGCCAUCGUCCAGUCAUCUAUGAGUGGGAUCCUCCAGCUCCUCGUCCGCCGUGGCGCCAACCCCGUUCCAGUCUGCCGGUUCCUACGGCCUCUUCAGCCGAGCCCGGUCCCUGCCUACAGCCAGUUCAACAGCAGACCGUUGGUGUCACCGCAGCUCGGUGCUGCAGGUCGAACCAGCCCCGGUAGCCUGGACCCUCUGAGGAAGAGUCCGGUCCUGGACCAGGCAGUCAGCUCCGUCCCUCAGCCGCUACCAACUGCACCGGCUCCCGGCCUGGGACGCAGAAGCCCCGCCCAUGGCCGCACAGCCUCCUCAGGACAGAGCAGCCAGAAGGCGCAGCAAUCACAGGACAGCGUGGACAUGAGGAGAGCUGCCGCGGGUGCUUUGUCUAACAGACGUGGCAGAGGAGGCGGUCACCGCGGCAGAGGACGCUUCAACGUGCGCCGGGAUGGCCCAAUGAAGUUUGAGAAGGACUUUGACUUUGAGAGCGCCAACGCGCAGUUCAACAAGGAGGAGCUGGAGCGCGAGUUCCAGAGUAAGCUGAAGCUCCGAGACGAGAAGGCCGAGAAGGCACUCAACGGCGAGGAUAAAGGCGACUCUGGCGUGGAGACUCAGAAUAGCGAGAGCAACGCCGACGACGAGUGCGACCCACUCGGGCCCAACUGCUACUACGACAAGUCCAAGUCGUUCUUCGACAACAUCUCCUGCGAUGACACGAGGAAGACGAGCGAGCGGUCCGGAGGGUUGGGGUUCCCGAGGGAGCGGAGGCAAACGUGGGCGGAGGAGCGGCGGAUGAACGCUGAAACCUUCGGCAUCCCGCUGCGUCAGAGCCGAGGACGCCAGGGCUACCGCGGCCGCGGCGGGACAGGUUAUCGCGGUGGGCGGGGUCGCCCGGCCAGCCGGGGCUCCUUUGGGCCGCCGCAGGGAGGCGGUGGCGGCUACAGGGGAGGAUACAGAGGAAACCAGGCCGGCCAGGAGUUUGCCGACCUGUCGGCGUACCGGAAGGACGACAAAGUGGCAGCAUAGUACCGGCGGGAGGAGUCGUUGGCACAGAGGCGGAGCUUCUUCACAGGAAGACGAGUAGUUGUUGCUGUUUUGUUAAAAAUAAUGAAGUUGUGUAUUUGUCACCAGCACCGGUGUCGAUGCUUGAUGCAGCGUAACCUUCCAUAUCUGUCAGCAGCGGCGGCGAGAAACCCUCACAGGCAGCCGAGGGUAGAGUAUUUGCGAGGUGUUUCUGUCAUGCCGUCUGUGAUGACUCGUCUGACCAAUGCCUGCUGACAUAGCUAUACGGGCACAGGGAUUUGGACUUUCCUCUAACUUCAUCGCCGAAAUGGCCGCCAGCUUACUCCCACCUUUGUAAUGUGUAUUUUUCUACUGCUGCGUAGACUUCCUGCGUUCUUCUUCGUUGCCGACCCACUCGCCCUCAUGCGUCGUGACGUCUUCUCCUCGGACUCGCCGUUUCUUUCCCGCGUUUCCUUUGGUUGUCACAUAGGUUUGGCGUUUCCUCCCUCUGUUGCGGUCUCACAUUAGCGUAGCCGCUGGCGUGCACACUUAACUGCUGUUUCUUUUUCUCUUUUUUUUUUUUUUUCUUCCCGGGUCACACACUAACCGAAAGGUCAAAGUUCACCUUUCUGUCGCCAUUUUGUUUUUCUCAUUUCUCUGAGUUGGAGGCGCUGGGGGUAUGUACGGAGGACGUUUAAUGCUUAAAUUAAUCUGCUUCCACAGAUUCAUUCGAAUUCCAUACUUGUUGUAUGGAAGGUUUAAAACGCCACAGUUUAGGAAAUAACUUGUAGAUGGUUCACUUCCUGUUCCUUCAGCGUGUUCCGUGAUCAUAGUUCAGGAAAGACGUCAAAUAAACUUUAUAAAGAGUGAGAAAUGAAAUCUGCAGCAGCAUGAAGUGCUAUAAAUCUUUAAAUUCUGACACAUUAAAAACGAACUAAAUCAGGUGUGAUAUUCGAUGUUUGCUGUCAGCUGUGUGUGGCGUAAAGACGCGUACAGAUGACUGAAUUCAGAUUCUGACACAUUAAAAGCAGACAAACUGAAGCUUUUUCCUUUUUCUUGUUUUAGGCGUUUAAAGUCUUCCAUAGCCGAGUGCGUUUUGCACUUUUCUAAUCGUUAACUCGUUCGUACACUAAAUAACUCUGCGCUACAUUUACCCUGAAGCGCGAGCCCGUAGCCGCUGCAGGAAGUGAUGUCAAGUAGAACAAGCACGAGCUCGCUGUAGCGUCGUAGGUUAGCAAUAUUUUAGUAAGAACCUGCCCAGAGUAUAAUGUGAGUCCUGACUCCGCCCCCUCGCAGCCAGGCACGUGCAGUGUGACCUCAGAGGAUGCAUUCAGGGUUUCCUUGGCGGCAACCACAUCCUCUCAGUUUGAUUCUCGCUGCUGUGAUUGAAAACGGGUUGAUGUAGCCGGCGUCCAAUCACAGAGACGUGAAGAA